Molecule: messenger RNA, 1149 nt
Organism: Emys orbicularis (European pond turtle)
Lineage: Eukaryota; Metazoa; Chordata; Testudines; Emydidae
Gene: LFNG
Product: LFNG O-fucosylpeptide 3-beta-N-acetylglucosaminyltransferase
Exons: 8
Coding region: 1-1149 (382 amino acids)
Biological process (GO): pattern specification process; regulation of Notch signaling pathway
Cellular component (GO): Golgi membrane
Molecular function (GO): O-fucosylpeptide 3-beta-N-acetylglucosaminyltransferase activity
Source: RefSeq, a predicted model, not a curated record
AUGCUGAAGAGCUGCGGAAGGAAACUGCUCUUGUUCCUGGUCGGGUGCAUGUUCACCUGCCUCUUGGUCCUGAUGGCGGAUCAGCAGAAGCGGCAGGUGGAGGACCUGGGAGGAGAAGGGGGCAGGCGAGCUUUGCAGAGCUUGGCGAGCCCGGGCGAGCCGAAGGGCCUGCCCCGCCAGCCGCAGCUGCAGGAGGGCGAGCCCGGCUUGGCCCCCCGAGAAGUGAAGAGCUUCACCGAUUACUUCAGCAAGCUGAGCCGAGGCAGGCGGGAGGCGCAGGACGCCGGCAGCCUGGCCCCGAGCCGGGAGGGGACCCCGAGGCCGGCCCUGGAGGACAUCACCGCCCAGGAUGUCUUCAUCGCGGUGAAGACCACCAAGAAGUUCCACAAGGCCAGGCUGGAGCUGCUGCUGGACACCUGGAUCUCCCGGAACAGAGACUUGACCUUCAUCUUCACCGAUGGGGAGGAUGAGGAACUGAAGAAACGCACAGCCAAUGUCAUCAACACCAACUGUUCCGCCGCCCACAGCCGCCAGGCUUUGUCUUGCAAGAUGGCCGUGGAAUACGACAAGUUCAUCGAGUCCGGGAGAAAGUGGUUUUGCCAUGUGGAUGAUGAUAACUAUGUGAAUGUCCGGACCCUGGUGAAGUUGCUGUCUGGCUACCCCCACACACAGGACAUCUACAUCGGCAAACCUAGUCUGGACCGACCCAUUCAAGCCACAGAGAGGAUCAGUGAGAACAAGAUGCAUCCUGUUCAUUUCUGGUUUGCCACUGGGGGAGCAGGUUUCUGUAUUAGUCGCGGGCUGGCGCUGAAGAUGAGCCCGUGGGCGAGUGGGGGUCAUUUCAUGAGCACAGCAGAGAAGAUCCGCCUGCCAGAUGACUGCACCAUCGGGUACAUCAUAGAGUCCGUGCUAGGAGUGAAGCUUAUCCGGAGUAAUCUCUUCCACUCCCACCUGGAGAACCUCCACCAGGUGCCCAAGACAGAAAUUCACAAACAGGUGACGCUGAGCUAUGGCAUGUUUGAAAACAAGAGGAAUUCCAUCCAUAUGAAGGGAGCUUUCUCCGCUGAUGAGGAUCCAUCCAGGUUCCGCUCCAUUCACUGCUUGCUGUACCCAGACACGCCAUGGUGCCCCCUGAAUGUGGUGUACUAG